GACUUACCCCAUUUGGUUUUAUUUGCUCUGAAUCAGGAAAGUCAACACGUCAAGAUGCCUCAGAGUGCGGUGGUUGAAGUUCUUCCAGGUUGACGAGUAUAUAUAUGCACUCGCUGCCAGCGUGCUCCUUGCUUCGCAUCUCCAUCAUCUUUUCCUCGUCAACAUGAACGCUAGUCCCUCCGCCCCCGGGUCGUUUGGCCCUCUCUUUGAGUCAACGACUUCCAGGCAGCACGCCCCACCUCCCGGGCUCAGCGCGUCUAUCUGGGCACCCCAGCCUCAGCCCUCCGAGUCCGCCUGGUCUCGAGCGAUCGACUCUAUCAGCAGAGCUCCCGAAAGCUACGGAGAUAACCUCUUGCGACCAGAGAUGCGACGCACUUCCUCUCAUCCUGCCGGCAGGAGCGGCGAAGACGUCUUCGGGCCUGUAGGACUUCCCUCGGGAGCCUUGCGCAGGAAAGGCGUCGGUGCUAUUGGCGAUGGUCGAAAGAAGACUCCUCCUGAUUUCGAUCCUAUUCACGUGCAGCAGCUUUUGCGAACUCUGAACCUCAACUCGCCCGGCCCACUCUCUCCCACGGUCCAGACUCAAGAUCUGGGUCCUCCCUCCAUCUCCCCUGACGUUUCCCCCAUCUCGACGACUUCAGCAUUGUUGACCCCUCCCGAAUUAUCUCCUGCAAAGCCGUAUGGGGAUUGGAAGUUCAGCCCGUCCUACGACUUCAGCUCAGUGCCUCAGACUUUGGCCAAUAACACCCUGCUUUUUGAGACCGACCCUCUGCAUCGGUACCAGGAGGUCUUCAACCCUCAGCAGAGCGGCUACAACAAGCCCGCCACUGCUCAGUCCGCUGACCCUUUCCAGUCGAGCGCUCGUGCAUUUGGUUCUUUCGAGUCUUUCUCCGAACGUUCGUCCUUUUCGACUGAGACGUUUCCUCGCGCGGACUUGGACUCGACGUCCCGUCACAACUCAGGCCUGCUUCAUCCAUCGUGGCCUCACCAACGUAUUCGGACGACUUCAUCCGAGUGGACGAAAACCGACGAUCGCCGCAUGUUCGAGCAGACAAACUCGGACGUUAAUCUGAGCCCUAACUCCCGCGCUCAUGCAACUGCUCACGAGCCGAUCAACUUCUUAUCCCUCCUCCACCCAUCCUCGUCCCCCCCUUACCAUGUUUUCGUUUCUCGUAUCAUCAAGUCAUCCGAUCAGCAAGCGUCCAUCUUCUUGCAACAGAAACUCAAGGUUGCUGAUGGCGAAGAGCGGGCGAAAAUCGUGGACGCUAUUUGCUCCCGAGGAUUCGAGAUGAUGGCCCAUCGUUUCGGUAACUGGGCAGUGCAACGUUGCCUCGAAGCUACCAGCAGCGUAGAGGAACGGAGGAAGAUUGUCUUGUGCAUGAGGGGGAAAGUUGUCGAGCUCGCUACCAACUGCUAUGGAUGUCAUGUUCUUCAGAAGGCGCUUGACUGUGAGGAGGAUAUCAGGUUGCUCAUCGUUUCGGAAUUGCUCCUCGGCGAUCCUGCUCAGACUUUGGUCAACAAACACGCUUCUCACGUUUGGAGUAAGAUUAUGGAGCUGUCCUGGACCUCGCCAGCUCCGCCCAUCUUCGCUUAUGUCAAUAGAUCCCUAAAAGGAAAAUGGGCUUCGCUUGCCUGCCACGAGACCGGAUCGCUGGUCGUUCAGCACGCGUUCGAGAACCUCGAGGACUCUGCGAAGGACGGAAUUGUAGACGAACUACUCAACCAAGGAUCUACAGUAUUCGGAGAGGUUGCCAAGAAUCAGUGGGGCUCCUAUUGCAUUCAGCACAUCCUUGAGCAUGGUUCCACGAAUCACCGCAAGAUGGCUCUCGACCACAUCAUCUCAGGACUUCUCGAAUACGCCACAAACGAGCAAGGUGCGAAGUCGGUAACCAAGGCGCUCAAGGAGGGCGGCAAGGAAACCUUGAACCGCAUCAUUUCUCGCAUGUGCGAACCUGCGAAAGGUGGGCGGCGAGCAAUGAUCGUCGACCUCGCUCUGUCGGCCACUGGGAGCCAACUGAUCGCGAGCGUUCUGCCCAACGCGGACAAAGAUCAACGUGCCUUGCUCUACGACUCUAUUCGUGGGCAUAUCGUGACCCUUCGUGGAUGCAAAACCGGGUCCAAAGUCAUCUGGCUGUUCGAUCGCAUGCGCGCCUAUUAUGGCUAUUGA
Molecule: messenger RNA, 2164 nt
Organism: Phanerochaete carnosa HHB-10118-sp
Lineage: Eukaryota; Fungi; Basidiomycota; Agaricomycetes; Polyporales; Phanerochaetaceae
Exons: 12
Coding region: 164-2164 (666 amino acids)
Biological process (GO): post-transcriptional regulation of gene expression
Cellular component (GO): cytoplasm
Molecular function (GO): mRNA 3'-UTR binding
Source: RefSeq, a predicted model, not a curated record